Messenger RNA from Parnassius apollo (apollo), 363 nucleotides. The record is from the annotation of a GenBank genome assembly. Lineage: Eukaryota; Metazoa; Arthropoda; Insecta; Lepidoptera; Papilionidae.
AUGCUCUAUAAAUCAUUGGAGCGACCAAUGGUAAGUGGAACGGGCCCAGCACCGAAUCAGGCCGACACUGUAGCAUUCUGGCGCGGCCUGUGGUCAGAGCCCGUAAACCACAGCGAGGGCCCUUGGAAGGAAGCUGUGGCGAGUCAGUGUGCAAGUAUUACGCCCAUGAACCCCGUCAUCAUAACGCCGGAUCAUACCCGGAAAAGUCCGGGACUCGACGGGCUGUAUCACUACUGGUUGAAGGGGUUCAUGAUGUGUCACGCUGUGCACGCCCGUCAGUUUCAAGAGGCUCUCAACCAGAAGUCGCUCCUUAGCCUCUUCACUACUGGGAUCAAUCAUUUGGUUCCUAAAGACCAGAAAUAG